UUGAUGGACACCAGUGGGGACGUGGAAAUCUUGCAGACCGACGCCGGGACCCGGUAGCCUCCUCUCCUGGUGUUCUCUCAGCCAUUAAACCCUGAGGUUCAAAAAGAGGAACUGCGUGUGUUUGUCAACGUGUUUUAUGUCUGUUCGUGUGAGACGGAGCACAGAAGUUCAGGAUGAAACUCAAAGAGAUCAACCGCACUGCCAUCCAGAGCUGGAGUCCUGCUCAGCACCAUCCUGUCUACCUGGCUACAGGAACAUCAGCCCAACAGCUGGAUGCCUCCUUCAGCACCAAUGCCUCCUUGGAGUUUUUCGAGCUGGACUUGGCUGAGCGGUCACUGGACAUGAAGUCAUGUGGCAGCUUCUCCUCCACUCACAGGUACCACAAAUUGGUGUGGGGUCCCUAUGGGAUGGACUCCGACGCUCACCCAUCUGGCGUCCUUAUCGCCGGAAGUGAGAAUGGCAACGUCAUCCUCUAUGACCCUGCAAAGAUUAUGGCUGGAGAGAGUGACGUGAUCAUUGCUGAGAGUGACAGACACACGGGGCCAGUGAGAGCUCUCGACGUCAACCCGUUCCAAACAAACCUGUUUGCAUCAGGUGGGAAUGAGUCUGAGAUCUACAUCUGGGACAUGAAUACCUUUGGUUCUCCAAUGACUCCAGGACCUAAAACACAGCCUUUGGAGGACAUCAGCUGCGUGUCGUGGAACCAACAGGUCCAACACAUCCUGGCCUCUGCCAGCCCGAGUGGCCGAGCCUCAGUGUGGGACCUCCGCAAAAACGACCUCAUUAUUAAAGUUAGCGACCACAGCAACAGAAUGCACUGCUCCGGACUGGCCUGGAACCCAGAAGUGGCCACUCAGCUGGUCUUGGCCUCGGAAGACGAUCGGAUGCCAGUCAUCCAGAUGUGGGACUUACGUUUUGCUACCUCUCCUCUCAAGAUUUUAGAGAAUCACACACGGGGUGUCCUUUCCAUCGCCUGGAGCUUGGCUGAUCCGGAGCUGCUCCUGAGCUGUGGGAAGGACAACAGGAUCCUGUGCUGGAAUCCAAACACAGCCGAGGUGCUGUACGAGUUGCCCACAAGCAGCCAGUGGUGCUUUGACAUCCAGUGGUGCCCCAGGAAUCCUGCGGUGCUGUCGGCUGCCAGCUUCAGCGGACACAUCGACAUCUACUCCAUCAUGGGAGGCAGCAACCAGGCGCAGAGCACGAGAGACACUGACCAGAUAAGCACCUCAUUUGGGAACAUGGAUCCCUUUGGGACCGGACAAACGUUGCCUCCGCUUCAGCUGCCCCAAACCACUGCCCCUCCUGCUGUAGUAAACCCCCUGAAGAAACCACCCAAAUGGAUCCGCAGACCUGUUGGGGCCUCGUUCGCUUUCGGUGGAAAGCUGGUAUCUUUGGAGAACCCAAAGCCGAACCCUCAGCAGCUGCAGCAGCCCGCUUCCCACGUUGUACACGUCAGUCAAGUUGUUACAGAAACAGCCUUUUUGAAGCGCUCAGAUCAGCUGCAGGCCACUCUGAGCUCCGGCAGCUUCGUGGACUUCUGCCAGGAAAAGAUCGAUGCAGCUGCAAAUGAGUUUGAAAAGACAAUUUGGUCUUUCCUCAAGGCUAAUUUUGAAAAUGAUAUCCGCAGCAAGUUCCUGGAACUUCUGGGUUACAACAAAGAGGAGUUAGCCCUAAAGAUUUCAGCAGCACUAGAGGUGAAACCUGCUGAUCCUCCCAAGCCACCAGCUCCUGUUCAGGUGGAGGUGCCUGCUCCAAUCAGCCUGCAGCCUUUACCAGACCUCAGCCUCAUGCAGCCUGCAGACACUCCAGAGUCAGUGUUCGACAUGAUCGCUGCAGCAAACCUUCAGCCGGCUGCCACACUUGAACUGGACUCCACUCUUGAAGCAGAGGGUGAAAAUCCAGAAGCAGUAGAAGAUUUAGAGGAAGAUCUUCUCACUGAUGAACCAGAAAAAAUUGUUGAACAUGUUCUCCCACUGGGAGACGCUGAGAACGGGAAGGAGGUGAUGGGGCAGGAGAUGAAAAUGGAGGUGGAGGAGGAGGAGAUCCCCUUAGAUGAGGAGACAACAGCAUCAGUUGAAGAGGUGGAAGCGGAGGAGGACAUUCCAGUUGAGACCCCAGUUCUAGUUCAGGAGGCGUUUGAGGUCCCCGCUCCAGUUCAGGAGGCGGCUGAGGUCCCAGCUCCAGUUCAGGAGGCGGCUGAGGUCCCCGCUCCAGUUCAGGAGGCGGCUGAGGUCCCAGCUCCAGUUCAUGAGGCGGCUGUGGUCCCAGCUCCAGUUCAUGAGGCGGCUGUGGUCCCAGCUCCAGUUCAGGAGGCGGUUGAGUUCCUAGCUCCAGUUCAGGCACCAGUUCAGGAGGCCACUGAGGUCCCAGCUCCAGUUCAGGCUCUGGUUCAGGAGGCCACUGAGGUCCCAGCUGCAGUUCAGGCACCAGUUCAGACUCUGGUUCAGGAGGCCGUUGAGGUCCCAGCUCCAGUUCAGGCUCCGGUUCAGACUCUGGUUCAGGAGGCCAUGGAGGUCCCAACUCCAGCUCUUGCAGGAGGAGUGAGUCUCAGCAUCAGUCAAGACGUAGACGGGCUGAUCACGCAGGCUCUGCUGACCGGAGACUUCGAGGGAGCUGUGGACCUCUGUCUCCAUGACAACCGGAUGGCGGACAGCAUCAUUCUCGCCAUCGCAGGAGGGGCCGACCUCUUGGAGAAAACCCAGAAGAAAUAUUUUACAAAAGCACACAGCAAGAUAACCAAGCUGAUCAGUGCAGUGGUGAUGAAAGACUGGCAUGACAUCCUGAAGACGUGCGACCUGCAGAACUGGAAAGAAGCUCUAGCUGCCGUCAUGACCUACGCUCAGCCUGAGGAGUUCUCUUCCCUCUGUGACAUUCUUGGGAACAGACUGGAUGCAGCAGAAGUCGCUCAGCUCCGAGUCCAGGCCUGCCUGUGCUACAUCUGUGCCGGCAACGUGGAGAAACUUGUGUCUUGUUGGACCAAAGCUCAGGAUGGACACUGUCCCCUCUCUCUCCAGGACCUGGUGGAGAAAGUGGUGGUGCUGCGUCGUGCAGUCGAACAGACCCAGCGCUCUGAUCCCGCUGCUGUUGGCAUCCUAUUGGCCGAGAAGAUGUGCCAGUACGCCAACCUGCUGGCCUCGCAGGGCAGUCUGACCACCGCCAUCUCCUACCUGCCCGACAACACCAACCAGGUUGCCAUACAGCAGCUCCGUGACCGCCUCAGUCGGGCUCUGGGGCAGCAGGCGGUGGCUCCUGCAGCUCCUGUCCAAACCCAGAGAGCUCAGUCUCAGCAACCUGCCCCUCAGGCUCAACACAACUCAGCCCUGCCCCCCCAGCCCUUUACCCCGGUCCAGCCCACCAUGGUGCCUCAGCCCACUCAGCCCAGUGCAGCUCCAGUCCCGAUGCACACACCAGCCUCUGCGCCUGCACCUGCCCAUCCACAGUAUUUCCAGCCAAUGAGGGCUGCCUCCACUGUCACCUCCUGGAGUAACCAAAGUCCCACAUCCCUCCCCAAUGUCCCUCCUCCUCCUCAAGUAGGCAGCGCCUCAGAGCCACAGGCGGAGCCUCCAAACUCCAUGUACGGGAUGCCAGCCUCCUCCACAGCUUUUGCUGCACCUCCGGCCUCCGCCUUCAUGUACUCCCAACAGUACCAGCCUUACCCUCAGGUCAGCCAGUAUCCACCUGGAGCUGGGGGGGUGCCUGUCUAUCAGCCUCUUCAAUACUCCUCUUCUCAAGGUCCUCUUCCACCUGCCCCUACAGAGCCCUACUCCCCUCCGCCUCAUCCCCCUGGCUUUCUCUCUCAGUACACUCAGCCUGUCCCCUCUCAGCAAGCACAACACUUCUAUCCCGGACAACCUCCCAUCAGCCACUGUCUGUCCUCCUCUCCACCCUCACAUCCUCCUUUAUUUUCCCCUGCCACCUCCUCCUCCUCCUCCUCUUUCUCUUUCUCUGCUCCUCCGUCCUCCGGAGCGUCUUUCCAGCAUGGCGGACCAGGAUCUCCUGUGUCGUACAUGCCUCCUCCUCCAACAAGCGGAUUCUCAGGGCCUCAGAACGGCUGGAAUGACCCCCCUGCUCUGAGCAGAGCAACAAAGAAGAAGAAGCAGGUUCCAGAGAACUACACUCCUCCUGCACCCAUCACUGCUCCCAUCCUGUCUCCACUGGGUGCUGAUCCUAAGGCCCAGAUGGGGUCCUCUGGGGGUCCUCAGGCCAUGCUCCAGGGCCCACAGGGUGCCCAGAUCCCUUACGCAGGAAUGAGCCAGCAGCAGCAGCAGCACCACCACCACCACCAGCAGCAGCAGCAGCAGCAGCAACAGCAGCAGCAGCAGUUCUCCCCGACAACCAUGAACCCUGCAAUGCCCAAGACAAGUAUGGAAGGGGCCCCGGGAGCACCUAUUGGAGAUGUCAUUCAGCCUAUGCGGUCCAUUCCUGCUGAAAAGAUCAUGAAGAAGCCGAUCCCCGAUGAGCACGUGGUACUGAAGACCACCUUCGAGGGGCUCAUCCAGAAGUGCUUGGCUGUAGCCACCGACCCUCAAACCAAGAGGAAGCUCGAUGAUGCCAACAAACGUUUGGAAGCACUUUAUGACAAACUCAGAGAGCAGACGCUCUCUCCAGCCAUCGUAGGAGGACUACACAACAUAGCCAGGACUAUUGAGUCCCGAGCCUACAUGGAGGGCCUCAACAUCCACACCCACAUCGUCAGUAACAGCAACUUCAGCGAGACGUCAGCAUUCAUGCCUGUACUAAAGGUGGUGCUGACACAGGCCAACAAACUCGGGGUCUGACCGGGCCAGGAUAUAAAAGCCCACCGCCUCCUCGCCCCUCCGAGACGCUGACUGGCAGACAGUGGAGAGUGAGCGGUCAGGGGUAGAGCUGAGGAUGGGCGUUAUACAUUGUUGGCCGUUGUUUAACAGGGAGCUCCAUUUGACUCAAAUGCGAAUGAUGAAGAAUUGUGAGAUGUAUGAAAAAUACCGUUAAAUUCUUCUAAGUGCCAUUCACCUUUUCUGACACAACUCAAAAACAAGCCAUAGUAUCAGUCGCACUCGCCUGACAGAGUCUGAUUAAAGUUCCGCCUCAAUCUGCCAGAAAGUUCAGAAUGUUACUCAUAUAGAUUAAUACGUAAUCUUAGAAUAAAAUGGCAACACUGCCACUGAAGCAUUAUUUAAUCUCCAAACUGACAAGCUAAAUAUGAAGAAUACAGUUUCAACAUAUCGGUUAUGGAAAUGAAAGUAGAUAGAAGUGGAAACAAAUUUGUUGACUAUGUUGAAUGCAAAGGAAUGAAAGCAAAUAGGAAAACAGAUUCAGGAAUUUAAGGGCAUUUCUCUCUAUUUGUGUUGAUCAGUACAAAUAAAUGUGGUAAACCCAAAAAACAACAACCCCUCUUUAGUAGUUGUGCAUUAAUAGAAAACAAGAAUCAUGUAAGAAAUAUUAGCUUGUUUCAUCUAUAAAGUCUUUCAAUAUUUGUGCAAUACAACAAUAUUAAGAUCACACUUAAUAUAAUUUUCUCUUAAAAGUAACAAUCAUGUUUCACUUAUGAACACAUCAAGACCUGCAUGCAUUUCACAGUAGAGCUGCAACAGAGGGAUGUGAGCAGAGGAGAAGCUUUUAUUCCUUUAACAGCAGGAGACAGGAAAUGAAUUCAUUUGAUAUCAGGACAUCUGAUUGGCUGUCAUGCUUUGAACCAGUAGUCCCUCCCACAGCAUUUAAAUCAACAUUAAUGCCUGUUUAUGUUCUUAAUGUGCUUAAUAUGACAUGUGCUAAUACUCUAAACAUGCUUCUAAUGUCUUUCUUUCACCGCUGAUGUCACUACAUGCAACACUUUGGACCAAGACGUUGACAGUGUGUGAGAUAUGUCAAUGCAGAGCAAUGCAAGUCGUGUUGAAGGACAUUUUAAUGAUGUUUUAUUUUUGUCGUCUUCUUUUGUUCUCCACUCUAUGUAAUCACGAGGCUCCGCUGAGUGCAAUGGACUUUUUUUUUUUUUUUUUAAACGAGACCGUGCUUUUAUGGAAUUUGAAAAUAUGCAUGCUUUAACACAAUGCUAGAAGUCGUCUUUAAUGGCAUUCUAGGUGAUUACCUGCUAAUUAACCAGACCUCAGAUGGAAACUGGAAACAGACCUGAUUUUCAUUCCAGUGAUGAUGAGGGCUGCAGUCUGAGUGGUCAACUUCGGUUGGUCUUUGUUUUAGAUGGACUACAUGCAAUAUUUUCAAUAAAUUGUAUUUAUUUACCUGUGA
Platichthys flesus (European flounder) is the source of this 6225-nucleotide messenger RNA. It is a transcript of the gene sec31a, whose product is annotated as SEC31 homolog A, COPII coat complex component. The coding region runs from base 174 to 4778 and encodes 1534 amino acids. Gene Ontology annotation, cellular component: COPII vesicle coat; endoplasmic reticulum exit site. The transcript is spliced from 28 exons. Gene Ontology annotation, molecular function: protein binding; structural molecule activity. Gene Ontology annotation, biological process: COPII-coated vesicle cargo loading; endoplasmic reticulum organization; intracellular protein transport. NCBI's taxonomy places the organism in Eukaryota, Metazoa, Chordata, Actinopteri, Pleuronectiformes, Pleuronectidae. The record is from RefSeq and is a predicted model, not a curated record.